GGUUUCCGGCCCUGUUCUGGAGGCUCUGAGCGCUUUGAUUCCUGGAGACGAGCUGGGCACGUGGAGAGGCUGGUGGACCGCGCGACCUCGCUCUCCCCAGCCCCAUGUUCGAGGAGCCGGAGUGGGCCGAGGAGGCCCCAGUAGUCGCGGACCUCGGGUCUGUAACCUUACGGCCUCGGACCACGGCCGACUCGCAAAUCAAGGGCUCCAAGCACCGCCAGCUCUUGGCCACAUUACGGGCCUUGGAGGCAGCAUCUCUUCCCCAGCAGCCCCCCAGUCUGCCUGGAAGUGACGAGGAGGACGAGGAGGAGGUGGUGGAAAGAAAGAAGAAACGCCCAAAAAAGGUCUUGUUUGCCAGCGCUUCUCCUGAAGUAGAGAAGAAAAGGAAGAAGAAACGUCAAAAACAGGGCCCACCUAGCAGUGACUCCAAGGAAGAGGAAGUGGAAAGGAAGCAGUGCCACAAAGGGGCUCUUCUUGGCAAUGUCUUGGCUGAAGAAGAGAAAAGAAAGAGGAAAUGCCAGAAACAGGACCCUUCAAAUCCUGCCCAGCCGCUGGACAAUGUUGACCAAACUGGUUCCAAAGCUUGGAAUUCUAGUGCUGCAAAUGACUCCACCAAGCCAAGCCCUGAGACCCCUUGCUCUAACCCUCCGCAUACCUUGAGUCGCAAGCAGUGGCGGAACCGGCAGAAGAACAAGCGUAGACAGAAGAACAAGUUUCGGCUUCCUCAGCCACCAGAGCAGGCCCCAGCCACAGCCGCCGCAGAGGAGACAGAGGUGCCUCCUGCCCCCAGUCCACACAGCCAUGGAGCCCGGGCGGGGGCUCUGCGAGCCCGCAUGGCCCAGCGGCUGGAUGGUGCCCGGUUCCGCUACCUCAAUGAACAGCUGUACUCAGGGCCCAGCAGUGCUGCGCAGCGCCUCUUCCAGGAAGACCCUGAGGCCUUUCUCCUCUACCACCGUGGCUUCCAGAGCCAAGUCAAGAAGUGGCCACUGCAGCCAGUGGACCGCAUUGCCAGGGAUCUUCACCAGCGGCCUGCGUCCUUGGUGGUGGCUGACUUUGGCUGUGGGGACUGCCGCCUGGCUUCAAGUAUCCGGAACCCUGUGCACUGCUUCGACUUGGCCUCUCUGGACCCCCGGGUCACUGUGUGUGACAUGGCCCAGGUGCCUCUGGAGGAUGAAUCUGUAGAUGUGGCUGUGUUCUGCCUUUCACUGAUGGGAACCAACAUCAGAGACUUCCUAGAGGAGGCAAAUCGAGUGCUGAAGCCAGGGGGUCUCCUGAAAGUGGCUGAGGUCAGCAGCCGCUUUGAAGAUGUUCGGACCUUUCUGGGUGCUGUCACCAAACUGGGCUUCAAGGUCAUCUCCAAGGACCUGACCAACAGCCACUUUUUCUUGUUUGACUUUCAAAAGACUGGGCCUCCUCGGGUUGGGCCCAAGGCUCAACUCUCAGGCCUGAAGCUCCAGCCUUGUCUCUACAAGCGCAGGUGACCCCUGGACCCCCCUUGAAAGGGGAGGCAAGUCUUGAACUCCAGGCUCAGUACUCUGAAGAUUGUAUCCAGCCAGGCUGUGACCCGGGGCCUGUUACCACCCUUACUCCAUCCCAAGAACAAAAUGAGAGGGAAGCGUCAGCUGGUCUUGAGUCCUGUCCGGUAGGACCAUUUGAAGAGGCAAGGAGACCUCAGCACAAAGAAGCUAGGAGUG
Physeter macrocephalus (sperm whale) is the source of this 1694-nucleotide messenger RNA. It is a transcript of the gene RRP8, whose product is annotated as ribosomal RNA processing 8. Gene Ontology annotation, biological process: regulation of transcription by glucose; cellular response to glucose starvation; rDNA heterochromatin formation. The record is from RefSeq and is a predicted model, not a curated record. The transcript has 8 exons. The coding region runs from base 105 to 1481 and encodes 458 amino acids. Gene Ontology annotation, molecular function: methyltransferase activity. Gene Ontology annotation, cellular component: rDNA heterochromatin; nucleolus; chromatin silencing complex. Lineage: Eukaryota; Metazoa; Chordata; Mammalia; Artiodactyla; Physeteridae.